This is a messenger RNA of Carcharodon carcharias (great white shark), 4438 nucleotides long. It is a transcript of the gene ankle2, whose product is annotated as ankyrin repeat and LEM domain containing 2. Gene Ontology annotation, molecular function: protein phosphatase 2A binding. Lineage: Eukaryota; Metazoa; Chordata; Chondrichthyes; Lamniformes; Lamnidae. Gene Ontology annotation, biological process: negative regulation of phosphorylation. The transcript has 13 exons. The record is from RefSeq and is a predicted model, not a curated record. The coding region runs from base 159 to 3167 and encodes 1002 amino acids. Gene Ontology annotation, cellular component: endoplasmic reticulum.
UUUCCUGCGCAGGCAGCUCGCUGGCCACGCCUGCCCGGCCGGGGAGGAGGAGGAGGGGUCCUUGCUGUUGGAACAGUUUGAACGGGUUGUGGUUGGCGUGAGAAGUGUCGCCGGAUCAGUGCCUCGGAACGCGGCAUGCUUGGCCAGGUAAAGACAGGAUGGAAGCUAUUUUGAUGAGACUGAAGCAACUCACUCCUACUGAACUCAGACAAGAAAUUCUCAAUGCUGGAUUGAACUAUGGACCCAUAACUUCGACAACCCGCUUCAUUUUUGAGAAGAAGUUAGCCCAGGCUUUGUUGCAGCACCAGGGAGGGGGAGAAGCAGAUAAGCUGCCUGAAUUAACUGAUGAUUCAGCAAAACCUCAAGGCAACAGUGCUUUGUGUAGCCGCUUCUUGGACGUGUCUGACUGCAGCUCUGCUGCAUGUUUUGGCAGGUCCCAUCUGUCGAGCGAUGCCAGUGCCAACAGAGAUGCGCAUUUUGGAUAUGAUGUGGGACUGAACCCUCCAGAUGAGACAACAUUGUCAAAAGAUGUAGAUGUGAGUGAUUUACAGUACAGUACCGAGCAGAUGACAGGAGGAUCAACUACCACCUCUUCACUUUAUUAUGGGGUUUGUCCAGUCUGGGAUGACAUAUUGUCUAGGAAUGACACGGUGCAUGUAUAUUUGGAUAAGAAGGAAGCUCUUCAAGCUGUAAAGCUGAUGAAAGGAUCUCGAUUCAAAGCUUUCACCAAUAGAGAAGAUGCAGAAAAGUUUGCCAGAGGUAUUUGCGACUACUACCCGUCUCCAAGCAAGUCGUCUGCGUGCAUAUCUCCGUUGAAAGCCAGUGUGAUGUGUAACAGAGAUGGUGCAAGUUCUCUGGAAGUAGAAAGCACCAACAGGGAGCGAGCCAACAGUUUUAAAAGCCCACGUUCUCAGGACUUAACUUCUAAACUGCGGAAAGCCAUUGAAAAAGGAGACAAGACUUCUUUUCUUGAACUUGUGUGGAGUAAUCCACGUUACCUAAUAGGAUCUGGAGAUAACCCUACAGUUCUACAGGAAGGAUGUCGGUACAAUGCUAUGCAUGUCGCUGCUAAAGAGAAUCAGCCUCAAAUUUGCCAACUUCUAUUGGACACAUUGGAGAACCCUGAUUUUAUGCUGCUGAUGUAUCCAGAUGAUAAUGAAAUAAUGCUGCAAAAACGCAUCAAAUACAUAGUUGACCUUUAUCUCAACACGCCUGAUAAAAUGGGUUUUGAUACGCCAUUACACUUUGCCUGUAAGUUUGGGCAUGCAGAGGUGGUUAAUGUAUUAUGCUCGCAUCCUGAUACCAGCAAAGUUUCAAAGAACAAGUAUGACCUAACACCAAUGGAGGUCAUCUGUGAAAGGAGUAAAACUAAAUCUGAUGAACUAAAGGAAAAGAUCCGAGAGUAUUUACAAGAUCGAUAUUACGUACCAUUGCUAAGAGAUACUGACAACUCUUGCCCAGCUGUCAUUGGUUCUCCCUGGUCACCUGAUCAGUCAGCUAAGCUGCAUUGUACAUCUUUAUCCAGGCAUACUGGGAAUCCCACAGAUCCAAUUAUGGAAGUUAGAGCAUUUGCAGGACCCAUGUCUCCAUCCAAGGCAGAGGAAUUUCGCAGAGUAUGGAAAACUCCAUCCCGAGAUAGGGCAAGCGAAUUUAAAAAGGCAGAUGCUGAGCGAGGUUAUGAGAGGGUUGGAAGGGAUUUAGCUCAUGAAAUGGGGCAUCCGUGGGCUGAGUACUGGGAAUUUCUUGGCUGUUUUGUUGAUCUUGUGGCCCCAGAAGGAAUCCGAAAAGUAGAAGAAUAUCUGAGUAAGAGAGCUGAACAGGAAGGUGGAGACAUCCAUAUCUGCAAUAGAUUCAAAAGUCCUCCACCAAGUGGUAAAACCAGUAAAUACUGCAACUCAAUUUCUGUUGGUGCUUUUUUGGAUGAUGAUGACAUUAGUUUAGAAGAAUUAAAAAAUAGACAAAAUGCUGCAUUGAAAGUCAGCAGGUCAAUGAUUAUACCUGGAAAAAGCCCUCGUGCCAUUGAAGAAAACGGGUGCCAUAUACUUCCUGUGCAGCGCACAGCAGACAUUAUUGAUUCUACAGACAACCUAAGUAAGCCUGACAUAGAGAUAUCACCUAAUCUAAAUGGAGUUUGUUCCCCUGUUGGUAAUGAAAAGCCUGGAGGGCGAUGUUCUCGUUCAUUUACCAGGUCAGGAUCAAAAGAUAUCCUUUCCCCUGUUUCUAACCUCAUGGCUGAAUUUGAAAAGCUUUCGCUGCAUGACAACAAAGAGAGAAAUUUGUUUUCUGAGACGAGUGAAGUAACAGCAGAGUUAAUGGGCAGUAAUGUGUCAGGAUUGGUACCUCAUGAAAAAAGCUCUGUGUAUGAUCAGGAUAUUCACUAUCAUAAGGCUGAUCUGAUUGAGACAGAUGUGUUGACUGAAAUGAAAACCAGAAAAGAGAAUCCAUUACUCACUCCCAGCCAGCAGCAGCCUGUGGUAGAAGGUAGCGAUGAAAUCUCAGAUUUAUUGUCAUUAUGCACGUCAAAGGUAGCAACUUUACAGCUCGAAAAUCAGAGGAACUAUGCACACAGCAGCACCUUGGCCUGUAGGACAGAGAGUUCUCCUGCUUUGGAGAGGGAGGCUUCUGUACAUUUUUCAAUACAGGAAUCAAACGCAUCUCAGAACAAGCUGAACCCGAGGUCCAAUAUGCAAUUGGAGAGCAUCACCUGCAGAUCCCCAGAAGAUGGACAGCAACUUCUUCCCAAGCAUACCCAAGGGCAUUUAAGAAGAGGAUCCACCAAGGGGAUAUUUCUGGUUGGAGAUGAACCAACAAAGCUUGACAGUGAUGUUUUAGCUGCACUGAGUGGGGUUGAUAUUGACCCUCAGAUGUUCCCAUGUUUAAGUCAAUGGAAGAGCAGAAUGCAGUCCUAUUCCGUGUCAGAAAUGCAGAGUUGGCCAAGCCCUGCUAUACUAAAAGGGAGACCAAAAAUGCAGUCCGUUACACCGAGUUCUCCAUGCAGCUCUGGUCUCUCCACUCAUGGGAGAUCUAGUCCACUGUGCCACAGUCCAGGAAAGUUUGGGAGCUCCCCUUACUCAGAGUUUGGAAGCCCAGGGCGAUAUAGUCCAGCCUAUGCCAGCCAUAUCCAGGUGCUGCGACUUCUGCACUUCUCUGAACCAUCUGAGCUCUAACACUUGAUGUUGUGAUACCACUAUGUUGCCCCACUUUAGAGGGAGAACCAAUUUUAUAUUUUAAAAAAAUGUAGUUUCCUAAAUCUGUCUAUAAUGUACAAUGGCCGUUUACUGUAUUCUGUUUGAUUCUGUUGAUGUAAAUCAAUUUUCACUGCAUUUCUUUAUUGCUUGCUGCAUUGUCCCAAGUUCCCCAUUUCUCUGUAAUCAAUGUUAACCCUGAUUUUUCUGCCAUUUCUUCGUCCAAAAGUGAAUAUGUUUUGACUUUUUUUACGCUGUGCUGUAAUAAAAUGUCCCCCAUUUAGACUUUCUCAAAAAGAGCAGCAGUGGGGGAAAAAAUAAUUUACCUUUUUGAGAACUUCACGACCAAGGCACCUCUGAGGAUUGAAAAGGAGCCUGCUCUGGGUCCAGGCUGAUAAUGUCAGGAACACUCCCAGUUAUGUAUGGUUUUUUUUUUUCAAUUUAAUUUCUGUGAAAUUUCUGUAAAAUUCCACUGAUUUGGGCGGUGGGAGUUAGGGAAAUGGGCGUUGCUGUGGAGGGGGAAUAAAUUAACUUGGCUUGUUUAUUAACCCCACUAUUAUUGCUGAGAAAUACAUUUGUGGGUGUGUUCUUAAACAUUAUAUAACAUGGAACUGAUGACUAACGUGCUGCAGGAAGUAAGUUCAUGUAAUUGGUGAUCAGAAAGAUGAAAAACUUACUUUCUUUCUUUACAUGCGCAACUUUUAAGGUACUGACAACAGUGAACCUGUCAUCCUGACACCUUGUUUGCAUUGGUUGCAAGGUAUUCUCAGUAUGUUUGUCAAUUGUAUUAAAGAUUAUUUAUUUGUUACAAGAAAAUUGUAUCUGUGACUUUUGCAAGCUUUUUAGUGCCUUUUUUUUAAAAAAAUCUUUUAAAUUGAGCUGUGGACUAGCUUUACUGUUGCCUUUAAUGUAAUUAAAUGCAGCAUGUAGGUAUGGGAUGACUGGAUAAUUUCUGGAGACCAGCUACUGUUGAGCCCCCCCCCCCCCCCCCCCAAGUUGUUAUAGCACAGAUAUUUAGGACACAACGCUAUCCUGAAGCACCUUUCUUGCCCAUGUACAAAGUGGUUUUACACUGUUGCUCCCACACCCACAAGUGCCAGCAGACUGGUGUUGUGGUUGUACGAAAAUGUCUUAUUGGCUCUGACCUUUCAGACUGCACCUCUGGGAUGUAGCAUGUAUUAUGGUACAUUUCUUACUGUGUAAAUGUGAAAUGAUAACUGUGUAGAGAAAAGAAUAAACAGAAGUGCACAAAA